Molecule: messenger RNA, 1178 nt
Organism: Neltuma alba
Lineage: Eukaryota; Viridiplantae; Streptophyta; Magnoliopsida; Fabales; Fabaceae
Product: GDSL esterase/lipase At4g01130
Molecular function (GO): hydrolase activity, acting on ester bonds
Source: RefSeq, a predicted model, not a curated record
AUGCGUGAAUCGGUGGCAAGCGUGAUUCUGGCGGUGGUGGUGCCAUUCUUGGUGGUGGGUUCGGUUCAAUGUGACUGCCACUUCAAGGCAAUCUUCAACUUCGGAGAUUCCAAUUCAGACACCGGUGGCUUCUACGCAGCAUUUCCGGCAGAGACUGCUCCCUUCGGAUCUACCUUCUUCCACAAGCCGGCCGGAAGAGCUUCCGAUGGCAGACUCAUCCUCGACUUCCUCGCUCAAGCACUGGGAUUGCUUUUGAGUCCUUAUCUGCAAUCAAUAGGAUCUGAUUACAGACAUGGAGCCAAUUAUGCAACAUUGGCAUCUACAGUUCUUCUUCCUAAUACCUCUCUGUUUGUGACUGGAAUCAGCCCCUUUUCUCUCGCCAUUCAGCUCAACCAAAUGAAGCAGUUCAAAGCCAAAGUUGAUGAAGUUGGUCUCCUUGACCCAAAACUUCCUUCACGGGAUGUCUUUGGAAAAUCUCUAUAUACAUUCUACAUUGGGCAAAAUGACUUCACCUCCAACUUAGCUGCCAUUGGUAUUGGUGGGGUGAAGGAAUACCUGCCUCAAGUUGUUUCACAAAUUGCUGCCACCAUUAAGGAGCUAUAUGAACUUGGAGGGCGCACAUUUCUGGUGCAGAAUCUUGCACCAGUGGGAUGUUACCCUGCACUUCUAGUGCAGCUUCCUCAUGAAAGUUCAGACGUUGAUGAGUUUGGAUGCUUGGUUUCUUAUAACAAUGCAGUGCUUGACUAUAACAACAUGUUGAAGCAGACAUUGAACCAAACCAGAGCAAAUCUUUCAGAUGCUUCCAUCAUUUAUGUGGAUACUCACUCUGUGCUGCUAGACCUCUUCCAGCACCCCAAAUCUCAUGGGCUACAAUAUGGCACCAAAGCAUGCUGUGGACAUGGAGGGGGAGACUAUAACUUUGACCCAAAACUUUACUGUGGAAACUCCAAACAGAUUAAUGGAAGGACAGUGACAGCAUCAGCUUGUGAUGACCCAUAUAACUAUGUAAGCUGGGAUGGCAUCCAUGCCACUGAAGCUGCAAACAAGCUUAUUACUUUGGCUAUUCUUAAUGGUUCCUACUUUGAUCCUCCUUUCCCUCUUCAUAAACUCUGUGAUCUUCACCCUAUAGGCUGAACAUUGCAAUAUUCCUCAAGCCUUCUUCCUUGUUUCAAAAUGUU